GACACUGGGAGGGGAAGCAGUACAAACUGUAAGCUGCUGGGGGAUCCAUCUUGCCUGAAAAAACAGACCAGGGUGAAGGAUUUUUCAGUUUAUUGACUCAAAAACUGCAUCGUUCCCCAUUAGACGUGUUGGGGAGCCCGAGGAGGGGGCUGUGUCGCUGUUUGUAGGAUGUCCCGACAUGAGGGUGUGAGCUGCGAUGCGUGUUUAAAGGGCAACUUUAGAGGAAGACGGUUCAAGUGUUUAAUUUGCUACGACUACGACCUGUGCGCGUCGUGCUACGAGAGCGGAGCCACGACAACAAGGCACACCACAGAGCACCCCAUGCAGUGUAUAUUAACCAGGGUAGACUAUGAUUUGUACUAUGGAGGAGACACUUUUUCAGUAGAGCAGCCACAGUCGUUCACAUGUCCUUACUGUGGCAAGAUGGGCUUCACAGAGACCUCCCUACAGGAGCAUGUCACCUCGGAGCAUUCAGAGACUUCCACGGAGGUGAUCUGUCCAAUAUGCGCUGCCUUGCCCGGAGGGGAUCCCAACCAUGUCACAGAUGACUUCACAGCUCACCUCACUCUCGAACACAGAGCACCAAGAGAUUUAGAUGAGUCCAGCAGUGUGCGGCAUGUACGCAGGAUGUUCCACCCCGGGCGAGGACUGGGCGGCCCCAGAGCACGACGGACAAAUAUGCACUUUACUAGCGGCUCCACAGGGGGACUUUCAUCCUCCUCAUCACAGAGCUCCACUUACACCCCCAGUAAUAGAGAGGCAAUGGACCCAAUCGCAGAGUUGUUGUCUCAGCUGUCAGGUGUGCGGCGUGCUGCAGGAGGGCAAAUAAACUCGUCGGGACCUUCAGCCUCUCAGCUCCAGCAGCUCCAGAUGCAGCUGCAGUUGGAGCGGCAGCAAGCUCAGGCGGCACGACAGCAAGUUGAGACGAGCCGACACGCCACGCGACGCGGCAACAACCCGGGCAACACCGGCGCCGCCGUCCCCCAGCCCAGCACAGCAACUGCCAAUACCACCACCAUGGGUGACAGCAAUCCGGCGUCCUCGUCCCACAGCUCCCAGUUCCUAUUAGCACGGUUGAAUGAACCCAAGAUGUCAGAAGCAGAGCGGCAGUUCCUAGAAGGCGAGCGAGCCGACCGCAGCCUGUUUGUCCAGGAGCUGCUUUUGUCCACGCUGAUGCACGAAGAGAGCUCCUCUUCAGAUGAGGACGACCGCCGAGACUUCGGCGACUUCGGAGCGAUGGGCUGCGUGGAUAUCAUGCCUUUAGAUGUGGCGUUGGAGAACCUCCAGCUUAAAGAGAGCAGCUCUACGGGGAAGGAGCCUCCGCCGCCGCCUCUUUGAUGUCCGAGCAUCAAGCAGACUGUGUCCUCCGUGCUGCAACUGUCAGUGAUGGGCAGCAAACAGCAGCAGCAGCAGUCCCCCAUACCCCAGCCUACCCCACCCCCAGCCUCACCCCCUCUCCCUCCCCCCCGAUUUUCUGAGUUUGUUUUUGGUGAUUGUAAUUUCAGGCCUGUCACCACAUUUGUUAUAUUGUAAACAAAAAUAAAUGAGAGCAAGUGGGAUAAAUGUGUGAGUGCGCGACGCGAGCAAGUGAGCGAGAGAAGAGAACUAUAUAAAUCUAUAUAAAAUAUAUAUGAAGUCGAUAAUCAAUCCACAUUACUUUUCUUUUAUCAGGUAAAUGUUACAGGCAGCUGUGGCAGACCUUUGCUUCCUGUGACAUGCAAACGGCUCUCCGUAUAAAUACUCCACAUUCAAAAAGUGAAGAGGGCACAGGCUCCUCUGAUGAAGCUGCUGUGUGUGUUUAUGACUAUUAAUAAAUAAAGUGCUUGGAUGGGUUACCAUUAA
This is a messenger RNA of Pelmatolapia mariae (spotted tilapia), 1842 nucleotides long. RefSeq names its product potassium channel modulatory factor 1 (gene kcmf1). The transcript is spliced from 7 exons. Bases 169 to 1338 code for a protein of 389 amino acids. Gene Ontology annotation, molecular function: zinc ion binding. Gene Ontology annotation, cellular component: plasma membrane. The record is from RefSeq and is a predicted model, not a curated record. Gene Ontology annotation, biological process: synaptic signaling. NCBI's taxonomy places the organism in Eukaryota, Metazoa, Chordata, Actinopteri, Cichliformes, Cichlidae.